Messenger RNA from Danio rerio (zebrafish), 349 nucleotides. RefSeq names its product zgc:153713. Lineage: Eukaryota; Metazoa; Chordata; Actinopteri; Cypriniformes; Danionidae. Gene Ontology annotation, molecular function: G protein activity; GTP binding; GTPase activity. Gene Ontology annotation, cellular component: plasma membrane. The record is from RefSeq and is marked provisional.
GCAGGAGCCGGUGAAGCCGGAGGAGGGCCGGGACAUGGCCAACCGCAUCUGUGCCUUCGGCUACAUGGAGUGCUCUGCCAAAUCCAAGGACGGCGUGCGGGAGGUGUUCGAGAUGGCAACCAGGGCGGCGCUGCAGGCGCGCAAGGGCAAGAAGAGCAGCAAAUGCCUGCUGGUGUGACGGAGAUCGACUUCCUGUCAGUGUUUACCGCUUGUGUUCGUCUCAGACUGUCUGCAAAUCAAAUAUGCAAAGAGCCCAUCAGGACCAGACUCUGCAGCACCCUGAGGCGCUCCUCUGUCCCGCACAGGACACCCGUUUACUAUCAUUGCGUAUUAAAACCUUGAUAAGACA